AUGAUUGAAUUUCUUCUGGACAACGGAGCGGAUCCCCUCCAACCAGACAAAAAUGGAGAUACUGCCCUCCACCACCUUGUCAACUUCGACUACAAAUAUACCAAGGAUCUACUCGAGAGAUUCGUCAGGGCAGGCGUCGACAUCAAUGCGCGAAAUAAAAUCGGAGAGACGCCAUUGUUCAACCUCCUGAAGUGGCACAAUGGAGACUUGUAUGGCUCCGUAGAAGACCAGACGUACAAAGGCGCUGAUUUCGAGUACUUCCUGGAAUGCGGUGCAGAUGUUUCUGCCCGAAGUAAUGACGGAUCUACCCUGCUCCAUCUCCUUGCUGGGGUUAAGAUAGAACUCAGACAUUCAUUUCAAUACAUGUAUCCGGAUUCUGGGCGCGUGGGAGUGGCACGGUUCAAGCGGUUGAUAGACAUGGGGUUGGAUCCGAUGGCUGAGGAUGAAAGACAGAGGACUAGUAUUGAUAUUGCGGCUGCGUGGGGACUGUUGACUCUUUUCCUCCCCGGGUUCUACAGCACCAUCGAUUUGUUCGUCGGGUACAUCUUAUCCGGCAAGUUCACAGAAUCUUAA
Messenger RNA from Penicillium macrosclerotiorum, 573 nucleotides. Its product is annotated as ankyrin repeat domain-containing protein. The transcript is spliced from 2 exons. Bases 1 to 573 code for a protein of 190 amino acids. The record is from RefSeq and is a predicted model, not a curated record. NCBI's taxonomy places the organism in Eukaryota, Fungi, Ascomycota, Eurotiomycetes, Eurotiales, Aspergillaceae. Gene Ontology annotation, molecular function: protein binding.